Messenger RNA from Dicentrarchus labrax (European seabass), 11503 nucleotides. It is a transcript of the gene tgfbr1b, whose product is annotated as transforming growth factor, beta receptor 1 b. The coding region runs from base 59 to 1582 and encodes 507 amino acids. Gene Ontology annotation, biological process: cellular response to growth factor stimulus; protein phosphorylation; nervous system development. Gene Ontology annotation, molecular function: activin binding; transforming growth factor beta receptor activity, type I; SMAD binding. Gene Ontology annotation, cellular component: activin receptor complex; plasma membrane. The record is from RefSeq and is a predicted model, not a curated record. Lineage: Eukaryota; Metazoa; Chordata; Actinopteri; Moronidae. The transcript has 9 exons.
ACCUUCCUCAGCGCUGCAAGAAGUUAGCACUCGCCUGCCAGUCUGGUCCGUAGCCACGAUGGAUGCAAUACCAUGCCUUCUGCUCGUCCUCCUGUUCUGGACAAGGAUACAAGUAAAUACCGCCCUCCAAUGUUACUGUGACCGCUGCAGUGCCAACUCCAGCUGCACAACCGAUGGCGUCUGCUUCGUCGCCAUCCGCAAGUCAGGCAGUCGGCUGACCACAGAGCAGCGCCAGUGCGUGCAUGAAAACGAACUGAUCCCGCGAGACCGGCCCUUCAUCUGUGCCCCAUCUGUCAAGCAUGACACAGGCAUUUACCCCAUGUGCUGUACCACAGACUACUGCAACAAAGAGCCCGACCUGGAAAUCUUCCCCGUCCCCACGGUAAAGACCCCUCCUCUGGGCCCCGUGGCCCUCGCGGCGGUGAUUGCUGGCCCGGUGUGUGUGCUCUGCCUGCUGCUGGUCUUGGCGUUCUACGUUUGUCACAGCCACAGGGCCCUGGGGGCCGGGGGUGCUGGUGCCCAUCAUCACCACCACCACCGGGUGCCCAACGAAGAGGACCCCUCCAUGGACCACCCCUUCAUCACUGUCGGAACAACGCUGAAGGACCUCAUCUACGACAUGACCACCUCAGGCUCUGGAUCCGGCCUGCCACUGCUGGUCCAGAGGACCAUCGCCAGGACCAUUAUCCUCCAGGAGAGCAUCGGGAAGGGCCGUUUCGGGGAGGUGUGGCGGGGUAAGUGGCGUGGCGAGGAGGUGGCCGUAAAGAUCUUCUCCUCCCGCGAAGAACGCUCCUGGUUCCGCGAGGCUGAGAUCUACCAGACUGUGAUGCUGAGACACGAGAACAUUCUGGGCUUCAUCGCUGCUGACAACAAAGAUAACGGGACCUGGACUCAGCUGUGGCUGGUGUCUGACUACCACGAACACGGAUCCCUGUUUGACUACCUGAACCGUUACACCGUCACCGUGGAGGGCAUGAUCAAACUGUCCCUGUCCACAGCCAGCGGCCUCGCCCACCUCCACAUGGAGAUAGUGGGCACGCAAGGGAAGCCAGCGAUUGCCCACAGAGACCUGAAGUCAAAGAACAUUCUGGUGAAGAAGAACGGGACCUGCUGCAUCGCCGACCUGGGUCUAGCUGUCCGCCACGACUCGGCCACUGAUACCAUCGACAUCGCUCCAAAUCACAGAGUGGGAACCAAACGGUAUAUGGCACCAGAGGUCCUGGACGACUCCAUAAAUAUGAAACACUUUGAGUCUUUCAAGCGAGCUGACAUCUACGCCAUGGGCCUGGUCUUCUGGGAGAUCGCCAGCCGCUGCUCGAUGGGAGGCAUCCAUGAGGACUACCAGCUUCCCUACUACGACCUGGUUCAGUCAGAUCCGUCAGUUGAGGAGAUGAGGAAGGUGGUUUGCGAGCAGAAGCUUCGGCCCAACAUUCCUAACCGCUGGCAGAGCUGUGAGGCCUUGCGGGUGAUGGCGAAGAUAAUGAGGGAGUGUUGGUAUGCCAACAGUGCCGCCCGACUCACCGCUCUCCGAAUCAAGAAAACCCUGUCUCAGCUCAGCCAACAGGAGGGAAUCAAGAUGUAGACACAACUACCAAACACACACGCACACACACCUCUGACUGGCAUCCAUAUCGUUAGCAUUACAGCAUUAUUAUCUUCAUUAUUAUUCAUCGAUUUGUUCCUCCCCUUUGGUUUGAAGGGAAGCAAAGACUUUUUUUCCCCCUUGUUCUCUUUUUUUUCCUAAUCCAUUUCAUUCAUUGACAUACUGAUAAGUCCUGCAGCUGAGAGUGAGGAACCGCGUGUGUAUGUGUGUGUUGCGCUGGGCCGACAUACACACAUGAAUGGAUGGAUGGAUGGAUCAAAUGAGGGAUGGUUGUGCCUGAUGGGGAGGACCGAGGCAGUAAGGAAGCCUCCACUCAUGAUGCUCCUUCUUCCUUUUCUACAUUCAUCACAUAAAGUCUCUGAAAACUGCAACUGGUUUCCAUCUCAAGUCCCGCCCCCACUGCUCAUCACACACCUAACCAACAAGAGCUCAAACCCCAUCAGGUAAACAAAAGGCCAGACAGGGAAUCAUCUGGGGGGCCUCUGAGCUGCCAGAGCUUUGCUCUCAUCUCCUCUCAUCUUCAUCACCACCCUCUCAUUUGUAUAUUAGCAUUUUAUUCUUUACUUCAGAGAGUUAUGCUACUCUUCAGUAGGGCUGCAAGUUGCUCAUUUACAUCUUUAUAUAAUGUGAUUUAUGGAAUGUUAAGAUUUCCUCUCAUUACAAACACAAAAAUGUGUUUAAAAAAUCUAAAUGGAACGAUCCAAAUCAUGUGAUCUGUCAUUAGCCUAAUACAUUCUUAAAUGAAUGUAAGCAUGUGCACUGCUCCCACAUAACUAGUGUGUCCUGUUGUUAGGUUAACCACUACAGGAGAUUACAUUCUAGUUUUCACUACAGUAAGGGAUGUACUGGGAGGCAGUAAAAAUUCAUUUAAUACACACCUAACAGUCCAUGUAUGGCAGCAUAGAAAUGCCUUAGGGAAAACAACCUAAUUGUGAAAUGUAACCACUCCUGUGUGUUAACAUUAAAUUACCACUUAAUUUGUAGCACUUCAAUAUUUAAACUUCUGACUGAAUCAAUUAUCCGAAUUAAUGUGGUUUGAAUUGUAGUCCAAAACAUCUUAAACCAAAAAGAUCAGCCCAAACUGGAAUGUUGAAAACUAGCUGCUAAAAUUCAAGAUGAAAAGAAUAAGCAGUCGAGAUUGGAUGAAAUCUUUUGGACCUCUGUCCUAACAGAUUCAGUGUUUUGAUGAACAGAUGACACAGAUAGCCCAGUCAGAGCCUCAAACCUGCCAAUCGUCAUAAAAGUAGCCUCAUUUUUUAUCCAGAUGGAGUUUAUCAUCGAUCUAAGAAAAUAAAGCAACUUGGUCCCAAACAUUUGUUUUAUUAGUGUAAAUCCAAACAGGGGCGGAGCUAGAGGGGUGGCCGGGGUAGCACUGGCCACCCCUGGAACUUGAUUGGACACCCUGGGUGCGACCCCAGUGGAUUGACAGGUCACUGCACGUCACGUCGAAAACAGCGAGAUUUUUAAACGCAAACAGAGAAGGCAGAAUAAAAAGAUAACAAUGAAGAGGAAGGGAGAUAUUUACAACUUUCUUGCUAAAAAAAAACAAAUCAGGCACAGACAGACCCCAGCCCAGAUAUCAGCAGCCCGGGCAGCUCCCCACAAGAAACUAGCCUGGCAAGUCAUUAAUUAAUUCUCAUACCAAUGGCGUCUUUAUUUGAUCCUUGAGCCGAGUCUUGCGUCUUGUGUCCGUGAUGUGCAGCCUUCUCUUUGUUUUGCCAAGACACCGGCUUUUCCCACGGGUGUUUUUAAUUUUCUGAAUGAAUGACGGUGCGCCGGCUUAAUUGCUGCGCCAGAAACUGAAAGUGAAACUUAGGUCCAUUUCCUCCAGCCACUUUCCUUCCGUCAUAAAGCUCUUUUUCCUGAGUUUAACUCAACAGUCAAGAAGGCAUGUUCAGAAAGGUUAGAUUAUAUCAGUGUCAGCGCCAGGUUAGCUCAGUUGGUAGAGCUGGCGACCCAUGUACGGAUGUUGCUGCAGUGGCUCGGUAUCCAGGGAUUUUCCUUUAUUAGGCCUAGUAUAUGGCCCCCCUCAUAAAGCCUUGACCACCCUCUGGCCACCCCUUGUAUAAAAGUCUAGUUCCGCCACUGAAUCCAAAACCGUGCUGACAAUACUUAAAGAUCAUCCACCAAAUCUUUUAAAUAACAUUACAAAAUCUUCACUUAAAUUCACAGAUGUAGGCUUUUAAAAAUCUUUUAUCCAUAUUGGAGAAAGACACUUCAAUCCACAAAGAAAUGCAUGCAACCUGUAUUCAGAAACUGUGACUUCAAGCAGGCUGUCAGUCCAACCCUUUUUUGUCGACACACCACAAUACCAAGCGACCAUUUCGCCACUAAGCUAGCAAAACACAAGUCGAAAAAUGUUUGGAUGUCAGGAAGCCAAAAUAUCAUUGCAUAUUCUUCCUAAAGAUAGUAAUAUUAGAGACUAGUGACUAUUUAUUUUUUCAGAGCAUUUUAGUCCAAAUUUCAGUGUCUCUUCAGUGCUGGCUGCUUCCACAGUCUGACACAAUACAAUGCAGGUUUCUUAAAAAAAUACUACUGAUGAGUUAGCUCAGUUAGCCAUUCAGCUAACCGUCCAGUCUGGGAGGUCACAGCACCGGCUAUCACGGUAGUCCAAAGUUCCUGUACUAGAAGUGUAAACACCCACACUCCCUCCAGUCUUGAAAAGAAACCAAAAUCUGACAGCACUGAUCAGGUAACGUUCUAUCAGUCAUGAUCUGAGAUGUUCACAUGAGCUUUUUGAAAAGAAUUCACCACAUAAAUUUAGACAGAUGAUUUUCAAAGUAAAAUGUUUCUGUGCUUUAAAUUCAGUGGUGUUUUUAAAUUUCAGUAUUUAGUUGAGGUUAGAAUCAAGACAUUGGGUUACUUAUUACGUUUUUAUUAUAGCCCUUUUUGGCUUCCGUAUACAUGGAGCAAGCAGAGCAGUUUAAUAUCAACAGCUGUAAGAUGUAUUAAAUGUCAGAAAAAGGAUGUUUAUUUUGAAAUUACCAAUUCCUCUUAAUCUCCUUGCUAACAGUGAGUCAGGCGUGAUCAGCAUUAGGGAAACCGUUGUGAUAUGAGGUUGUUUGCAGCCCUACUCUUGAGUCGUGUUACAGUAGCAUUGGGAACUGAGGCGAGGACCAGGGGGUUAUGGGACAGUCUGUAAGCCGCCCUGUGGGGUCCAUACAAACAACGGCUUCAUCUGUUCUUCAUCUAGUCGGGUUGUACGCAGAAUCUCUCAUCUCUGCAACAGUUUUGCACCUGUUUUUUUUUUUUUUUUUUCUCAUUUGUUACUGUUGUAUUUCCCGACUCCCUGCAUACUGGCAGGGAGUCGGACAGGUCAGUUUAAUUUAUUGUGUUUUUAAAAUUUUCUUUCUGGUGGCAGGGGAUCUUUUUUGCAAAACUAAACUGGACAUGAUGACCUCAUUCAUUUUUGGCGAACAUGCUGCAACAUAUGCAAUAUACAGUAGAUAAAUGUGUCUAUUUUCUAUACUCUGCUCUGCUAAACCACAAACAGCAAGAACAACAACACCAACAAUCAGCUGCCACCAUGCCUUCAAAGCCAGCUGUUACCGGAAAGUGCCAGUGCUUUAAAAACCCAACUCCUCUCAUGUCGGCUGCCGUGGAGUGCGUUUGCUCUCGCGUGUAUGCAGCUCCGUGCGUGUGUGUGUGUCGGAGAGAGGCCCGCGGGAGCCAUGCCGAGCACACAGCAAGCUCGUACUAUGCACACCCAAGAAGCAGGGACGGAAAGCAAGAAGGGGCACACACACUGCACAUCACGAGCACCCACAACCCAGCCGACUCUCUGGUGCCAUUUCGUCAACCCCCCUCCCCCCUCACCUGAACACCCGACCACCUCAGCAACAACUCAUCGUACAGCUUCUCCUCCCGGUGGACAGAGUCUGGAAACCGAGCUCCAACACCUCAAACUGUGUUUAGUUGGAAAAAACGAUGCCACAAAAGCUCACCGCAGCUUUUCGAAAAGAGACACAAAGACUUGUAAGCAUUACUGAUGUUGCCCUAUAAAUGUAAAACUCUUGGAUUUCAGAUUUUUGCUCUCUUCACAUGUUUGCGCCGUUGACAGCGCAGCAGCGCGAAACAACCUUUCAAGCGUUUUCUUCUUUGUAGGAUAAUCAACAAAAAUGAGGUACAUUCAUUUAAAUAUAGCAAAUGGAUAUUUACUAAGCCAUAGGUUUUCCAGGUUGUGUAUUUUUUUUUUUUUUUGUGGCAAGGUCUUUUUCUACUAGAAUGUACAUUUACGUAAAACAAAAGAUGAAAAAAAUAUGCGUAAAAUUGACAAUUUUGUCAUUUCAGCUUAGCAAGCCUUAAGGGACCAACGCAUAAGAGUCAGGAUCUACUCUUAUUUUAUUAUUCUUUUUGUUUUGUUUUGUUUUUUAUGAAAAAGAUUAUGAUUGAUAAAGGUAGUGUCAUUAUUCUAUCUAAAGGACAAAAAAAUAUAUGUAGCACCUGAUUUAACAGUUUGUUUCAGUCAAGUGUUUGUCCUGUUGCCAAAAUUGCCAUACAUCUAAACCCAUUUGAUCUUAUCUCACAGAUUUGCUUGUGUCGGAGUUCCAUCAAAAGCACUUGUCUUUUUGAACAAGUCCCAUAAUUAGAUACAGUUCAAAUAAAGUGACUGCAAACAGUCAAUAAUUAAUACAUCAGUACAUACAUCAGAUCUGCUUAACAGUGAUUUGCUCAAAUUCCACAGUGUCUUGAUUGUUCAGCAAUAAGUGCACUUCUGAACCACUGCAGGGUUUACCUGUGUGGCAAUUUGGAUGUCGGUGAGUCCGUCUGUCUCCAUUGCUUUUCUUUUGUGGAUACAUAAUGUAUUGAUGUGCUGCUACUUCGUUGUCCACCUCGCUCUCCGAGUUGAGGUGAGAGCUGCCGUUGGAUGUAAAUAUCCUCAGAUUGCCUGAAUCUGAUCAUUCUGUGCCAUGUUGCUUUUGACACAAAUCCAGCCCAUCAGCAUUUGGUCGGCAGUCCUCUCAAAUGAUUUGCUGAAGUGUGUUAAAGAGUUGUUGUCAGCCACCAUCCAUGGAAGUGCAGCAGUCCACCACCACCCCUCUGCAGCAGCUCAUUUCACUGAGGAGUUCUUCCUCUCUGGUUCAAAGUGCUGGUCAGUUCAGUUAGAAUGGAAAGCUGCAGUCUCCAUUGAGCAUGGUUGAAAAACAUGGUGCCAAUCUAUCAGUGGGCAUCGGAGUUCUUUCCAAUCUGAUGCCCACAGUUGGAAAUGCAUUGAGACAUAUUUUUCUCUACUAGAAGCCCAAGCUUAGAGGGGUGGGAGAGCAAAUACAUCCAAUUAUUUCUGAAGUGGUGAUUUGUUUAGUAAAAAGCUCUUGUUCUCUAUUAAAAACAACCCUGUUGAUGCCAUUGUAGCAACUUAUAAUGAAACACCAAAUGGAUAAUGUCAUUUUUGUAAAAUUAUACAAACUCCACGGCUAAAAAAAAAAAAAUAUUUGAGGAUUUAAUUCCCAGACAAUGUAAUAGCUGUUCCAGUGCACCUCUUCCAAGGCAAUGAUGGCCUGUCAGAGGCAGCCUAGUGCCCAUUACUUGGCAGACAGCCCUUUUUGUUGAAUGACAAUUCAUCAGUGAAACAGUCACAGAAACACUGAAAUAGAACAAAACCACUCCAAAUCAGAUUGAAACAUACAGAAACAAAUAAUUUCGUCUUGACCUCAGAAACAGCAAAACAGUCUCCAGUAGAGGUUCACUUACUUGCUUGCUCCAAAGCUUUCAACUGUAUCACAGUCUUCAUCAGUAGGGGAAGUUCAGUCAGCCAAGCAAAGGAAAUGCCAAAGUCCACACAGUAGAGUGGGGACUGAUGAUUCCUUUACGCCAGGAAACGAAUAGUAGUUCUCAGAACACAAGAACGUAGCUCGAAGCCUGUCUAGAUGGAUUGUAAAUCCAAGAUUGGCAGAUUUCAUCUGCUGAUAAAGACAGCGUUACAGUCUAAAGCUCCUGAACAAAUGAGUAAGUGGACCUUGAGCAAAGAUUGCUAAAUGUGAAGACAUACUUACCUUUUUUUCCCCAUUUCUAAUGUGACAAAUCUAUUUUGUUUAAAAUGACAUCAGUUGCUACAGGCGUUAUUCAGUGAUUCCCUUUGUCGUCAUUUAAGAAGACAAGUUGUGAUGUACCCACCCGUACAGUUCCACUGUUCAGUCGCUCUUUUGAAUGAAGUAUUCUUAAAUAUGUAGAAAUGGUUAACAGUGGCAGAAGUGACAUAUUAAGCCUUGUAAAUAUCUUGUGGAGUAAACAAAAGAAGAAAGCUAUCCUGAUAUUUGAAGAAAGUAAAGUGGAUAUCGCUGCUAUGUUGAAUAUAAAAUAGAGUGACGGACUAUGCUGAAUUAAAUGUUAUAUGUGUACAAAAGUGGUCAAUCUAGUAUUGAAAAACUGGGGUUUGCCAGGGACCAGGGCCAAGGAUCCAUCUUUGCAAGCCAUGUGGGGGUUGUGGGGAAACAAAAUUUCCAAUUCUCACAGUAUCCCUUUAAGUAAGCCCUGGCUAGCCCCUGCUGGGCCUUUUGGAUAGGAUUGAGACUGUACAGUAUGUGUAUUUCAUUAGCAGUGUCAUUCUCUGGGACAUUAGCAACAACAAAAGCUCAACUCAACAGCACCUCUGGUAUGCCUCUACUAGGACAACGUUCAUUCUGUCUUAAAGUCACCAGCAGCCUUGUACUUUUUCUUUUCAAAACCCAAGAUGACUUAACUGUAAAAAGAUGUUUGCACCCGGCUGUUUUCUCUUGUGGUCUUUAUACAGCAAUCUCUCUGUCCUUGAUUCUCUCUUGCCUUUCUCUCUUGUCAUUCCAUGUUCUCUAAUUUACUAAACAGAUAUCUCCUAGCUACAAGGGCCACUUCACUGCAGCUGGUUCCCUGGCCUCGCAGCUCCAUUUUGGGCUAAACCAACUCACAUGAAUCCCUGCCUACUUUUUUAUCUCUUAAAAGUCAGAUCCUAAGGCUGGGGUAGGUUUGAAACUCGUUUGUACAAGACGAUGAGUCUCACCAAUCGGGAUAACAGCUCACACUGUCAGAUGGUUUCUCCAACAAGUGACUGAAGUAGUCUGUUUCGAGAAUGAUUAAAGAGAGCAAAACUUUCUCAGCUCUGCAUACCUGGCCAGUUGCUGAGGUGGGCAUGCCCGUCAAAUAGACGGUUUCGGACAAGCUCUGACAAGCAUUGUAUUAUAUUCUUACACUUAUUAUAUACAUACUGAUUCAUUUGAAAAAGUUCUCCCAUCAAUUUACAUUGCACAACCUUGUCAAAGAAGGGACCUUCAAAGUAAGUGCAGCUGAAGAUAUCAUCCUCUUUGUUCCUUGUCAAAAGCUGCAGCCUACAUCACCCGCAAUGCAACUGGCCCAUCGACAGUUCAGUCAAAAAUAUUGGUUGUAUUAGGCAGCAGUUAUUCUUUCUGCAAGAUUGUGAGCGUACACUGGGGUCUGGGUGACAUACAUUUUCAGAGGGUGUACGUGUAGGCUCUGUGCGGACAAUCGCAUACUGCCAGUUUGUCGUGACUGCGGACUGUUGCACGUGGACUCCUGAAAGUAGUAUAAGCAGAACUACCAUGCUGCUGUCCAUGUACACAUCCUUGUGGGAGUACACUCAAGCUUUUAUGCUAUUAGUGGCUAAUGUGACCUCGAACUGCUAGCCUCAAGUAGAGAUGAAGAGUAAGCUACAGAGGUCUGUCAAGCUCACACCCCCAGAUCUUUUCAUUUUCUAACUCAGUCUUCAUCCCCAACUGAUACAUCAUUUUAGUCAGUGUCAGCUGUCGACUUUACUCCCCAACACCUGGAAACACACUUUUAUGGGCAUCGGUUGAGUUCCCCUUUAAGGACUGUCCAACAGUGUCUGUUGGAUGGCUGGAGCUGUGUCUGAAACCGGGGGUGCUACAACCAAAAUUGCCUGUACAUUUCUGAAACCACCACCGACAAUAAACAGCAUGAUUGUCUUUGAAGAAAGACUGUCUAACAGUGUGCUCUGUUAUCUCCACAUAUGUAUAAUUGAUAUCCAUAUAUAUCAUUUCCCCCCACCUCUGAUUGUGGCCGUAUUUAACAGCUCUUGCCUGCCUCGACGAUGUACAAGCUAGUCUGUUUGGGACAUACAUUGGCCUUGGGGUUAUAAAAGGGCCCGUACUAUAGGCUGUCCCUCCUUUUGUCUGGAAAGAUCGGGAUUGAAUCUGUAAAUCCUUCAUUUGUGGGUCUGGUGAACAGUUUUUGCUUAGAUCUCUGUCUUGGCCAUGAUCCAUUUAAAAACUAAAUUAACGAAGAAAACGCUGUACCUCCUCUUUGAGAUUCUUACUUGCCUUCUCUCUCCUCAGCUCACAUUAAAAGGGGUGGGGGAGGUCACUGUACACUGUUGAUAUGCAGCCACCAAGCAAUUCCAAACCUCGGUUCACUGGUCGACGCGGUUGAAGGUUGGGAGCAGCAACGUGGCCGAGCCGUUUUGUGACUCAAACCCGAUACAGAGAGCACUCUUGUUUGUUAGGUCUGGUCAAAUAUGCAGCCUUUUUUCAUGCUAUUCUUUUUAUGCCAAGAAAGGUGCAAAAGGAGCAGUUUUUUCCUGCUCCGUGUGCAUUGAUGGAGGGUCAAAACAGGGAGGUAACAUAAACUAUGCCAGCAGCUCUAGCGCUUCAAACCACGCACUGAGUAAUUCCCACAGCUGUGAAUGUAUCGGCCCUCUCAGAGUCUCCAACCAAUCCGAGCACAACCCGCGUAACUCAGCCCAAAGGUAAUGGCAGCAACUUUUUGAGCAUGCAAAUAUCCACCGCACGGGUCCGUUUCUAUCUCUCUUUUUCUCUUGUUAUGCAAAGUCUGGGCCAAUCAGUGUCCGCCCACUCAGUCCCUCUGGAUCACACAGGUUGAACGACCUAUCUAUGCUAGCAUGAUCCACACACUGUGAUGAGGAGCGCGUUAGGGUCGAAGGAUUAUCACGUUCAUGGUUGCCCUCCAUCGUAUCAGAGACCCACUGCGUGACCCCAAAGCGUCCGCACUGGUCAAGCAUCAAGGUUGGCGCGAGGAGCGGUUUGGGUCACUAAAGGGUUCAGGCUUUUGCUCAGCUUCAACGGUUUUCCUCUCCGGUUCGAUGCUGCAGUGAGGCCUUUAUGGCAACAAGGGUAGCAGAAAGCUUUAUCAUGUUUUAUUUGGUGCCUAAGUUUGACAAGACUUCUUUUACUUUUCACCUCGAAUGACAAGACUGCAUGUGAUUGUGUCUGCAUUGAUGUCUGCAUUACUUGCUUUAUAGAUGUCAUCCAAAAGCUGAGAAGUAUCUUAAAAAGCAUAAUUAACAUAUUAAAAAGGUCACUUAAUCAAAAAGAAAAUACCUCCUUUUAAAGACCAAUGUGUUUUACCUCACUGUAUAUAUAUUCUCGAUUUGUUUACUCCAAGUUUGCAAUUUACCUUUCUCUUUUGUUUCUAUGAAAUGCUUAAAAAAAGUUGAAAAGAAUAAUUUUCUUUUCAAUGGUACUUUUUUUUGUCAGAUGGCAUUGUAUUGUGUUUGUGUUGUGCCCAAGCAGUAUACUAUUCCUCUUUUACCAUGCUCUGUAUAUGACCUGUUGGUUGUGUUCUGCGUGAGCUGUACAGUCAAAGCGCUUUACAAAAUGUCCAAGCCCCCUUCUGAGCUCUGGUACAAAUGCCUUGUUCAAUAUGUUCUUUUUGUUUAAUGAAAAAAAGAGGGGAAAAAAGAGUCAAAGUGGAGAUGGAGGAGGCUGGAAGUGAGGGGGAGGGACUGUAAAGCGAGAACCCCUCAACAACUGUCGAACCCUCCUCACCUCGCAACCCUCUUGGAUUUCUAAACAUAUUAUAAUCUUGACUUUUUUAUAUAGUGUGUACAGAUGAAUGAGAGAUCAACAUAGGAACUAGAGGAUUGACACUUAUGUUAACUUCUAACAUAGCUGGAGUAGAAAAUUGUGUGAAUAAAGAAACAAAGUUUCACUACAA